Armigeres subalbatus is the source of this 2438-nucleotide messenger RNA. RefSeq lists its product as uncharacterized. The transcript is spliced from 8 exons. Gene Ontology annotation, biological process: axon guidance. The record is from RefSeq and is a predicted model, not a curated record. Gene Ontology annotation, molecular function: guanyl-nucleotide exchange factor activity. Gene Ontology annotation, cellular component: extrinsic component of membrane; cytoplasm. Bases 36 to 2438 code for a protein of 800 amino acids. NCBI's taxonomy places the organism in Eukaryota, Metazoa, Arthropoda, Insecta, Diptera, Culicidae.
AUUUCACAGCUGUUUGGAAAUAUCUAAAUAUUGAAAUGUGUGAUCAAAUUAAAAAUCGUCCUUUACCUCCCAUUCCUUCCAUAGCAGAAGCUAAUUUACGUACUAGGGGUGUUCCUCCGCAAAUACCACCCCGCAGGAUUGAUUAUGAAAACAGUAAACGUUUGAGCCAACAAAAUGCUGUAGUCGGAAGUUCCGUCAGUUCAAAGAGUGUUCAAAACAUUCCUCUAUAUUUUCAAGAAUCAACUAGUGAGAUGAAUGGCAUCACAUCUAGCAUUGCAAACAGUUCCAAUGCAAUACUUCCCGAUACAUUGCAUAAUAUCUACGAGGGAACUCCUGUCAGAUCAAGUGUAAUUGAUUUAUUGAGCGCUGUAACGGAAGAUAGCUUUACUAGAGAAUCUACGUUUGACGCCACGUUUGACGACACAAUGGAUCGUAAUCGAAUGAAACGACUCAGCACUUCACCAGCAAACGCUGUUGACGAACUGUUGCAAAACGAGCAGAAGUACAUCGACAAUCUGAUGAAUGGCAUACUGAACUUUAUUCCACUGCUCUAUCACAUGAAUCUUCCGGCCGGCUUAUGUGGUCAAAGGAACAACCUGUUCGGAAAUAUCGAAGAGAUCCACGAACUUCACCAGGAUGAGUUUAUCCCUGCACUUGGUCGUUGCUACCAAAAUGUGGAACAAAUUGCCGAAUGUUUCAUACACUUCAUAGAAACGGACAAACUCUACUGCUACGUAAAGUAUGCUCUAAACAGACGGAAAGCGGGUAUUAUAUUUGAAAGACAUCGAGAUUAUUUUUCGUCUAACCAACAUGAAGUGAACAGCUUUCUGCUGCAACCCAUCCAACGGCUUCCCCACUACAAACUGUUCUUGGAGAAGUUUCUUAAGGAAACCACCAAAUUUGGGAACACCGGUACUUCCGUAUCGAUUCGUAAGGCCCAAGACAAGCUUAGCGAUCUGAUGGAUCUGGUGAAUGCGGCAGUGUCGAUUAGUGAUAUUCCACAGUGUGCAAGUGAAUUCUCUGCCAUUGCCGCCUUUCCCAUGACUACGCUGGGCUUCAACCGAGACAACGAUCUGGCUUGUACGUUGAUUUUGAAGCCGAAGGGGAACAAAAUAGUUUCUAGGAAUAACCCGAUUGAUCUUUUUGCCCAAGGAAAGUUCGUUCAGAUAAUAGAAACUGAAAUUUAUGAUGAAUCGCGUUACCGAAAGUACAGGUCAAAGUUUUUCGUGUUUGAGAAACUCCUCAUCUAUACGGAGAUAGCUAAGGAUAAGUUUUCGUACAGGGGACACUACUACGAUUCGGAAAUCAACUGCUGGGAGGAUUCCAGAAAAUUGCACCUAUUCUGCCUUCACCGAGGAACGCAGGAGAUUCAUAUGGACCUUAAUCAGUCACUGGCGAACACUGUGAGAGCUAUUCGGAAACGGGCAAUUGCACAAUUUUUCAAUGAGCCGCAGCUGAUAGACUUUGAUGCGGUAAUAGAACCGCACUCUUCCAGAACAUCCGUUGGAUCAGAUAUUAACUUGGAUAAUGGCAUUACGUCUUUGAUCAAUUCGCAAAUUAGCUAUAUUCAAGUUUUUCGCGCCAAUUUCGAAUUCUAUUUUGAAUUUCAUCAACAAGAACAAGACUCUCAAUUUAGUAAAUUCAAAGAUACAUGCAUUCAAAUGGAUCGUUUGCAUCACCGAGUUUUACAAGAUUUAUCAAUAAAUGUGGGAAAUAUUUUGGAAAUUUGUACGAUUUUCUUGCAGUAUGUAAAGACUGAAUUUCCUCCAGUUUAUGGAGAUUACUUACAAUUAAUCUGCAAUGUUGCUAAAUACUGCCUAAAUCGAACGGGUUCGAACGACUCCAACGCCUAUCUUGUUUCAACAAUUGAUGACUUCCUAUAUCUUUGUAUCGAAAGAUUGCAAGCAUUCGCCCACUUCUUCGCAACAUUAACCGAUAAUUUGUCGAAAAUGAUUACCAUAAACGCAUCAUUUGAUAGAUCUCUGUAUCAUCAGUUGGCAGUAGCGCAAGUUGAGUUGGACACAUACGCUCAAAAUGUCAACGAAAACUACCGAUUACUACGCCUAGACGAUGGAGCUAUCGAGUGUGGCUUGGUUGUAAGUAGCAUGCGAGCAAAGGUGAGAUCGGUCACGCGUGAGUUCAACAGUUGCAGGAUCUUCAUCUGCGAGCGUGGGGUGAUUUGUGUUGCCUGUAGCAAAGAGAAUCAGUUUACCAAGCGGAAUGAUAAUUUUGAAUCUAUAUUGUUUUGUGAUAAAUUUGCCGACAUGGCCCAACCAAUGCGCCUACGAAAAAGUGAUAAACAUAAUGACGCGGUUUGUUUCACGAUAGGAAGUGUAAAAUACAAAAUAAAAUUCCAAACGAGUCAAACCAGGGAUACGUUUUAUAUGAAGUAUGCAAGACAAAAGUGUAUGUUAUUAAAAAAUAAAACCAUUGCAUGA